CCGUUACCGAAGCUGCUCUUCUCCGUGGACGGACGGCUUCGGGCUUUCCACAUUGUCGGGUGGAGACCACCGCUGUAGAUCCCCCUUUGGCUGUUGAGUUUUUUUUCCUUCCCCUAUUCGUCGCUUCGAAUUCACCGAAGUAGCCCUCGAAGAUGACGACCACCACCACCUUCCAAGGAGUGGAACCUGGUGCCAAAAGCAGUUCCAGGGUACUACGACCGCCAGGCGGUGCCUCCAGCUUCUCCUUCGGCACAGACGAAAACACCACCCCGCAGCGCAAAAACAAGAUGGCUUCCAGCAUCUUCGCAGAACCCGAGGACCCCCAUGCUCAUCGAAGGAACAACCCACCCAGUGCCACUGAUGCCGCCCCGGGGACACUGUGUGGGGAGCCUUCAGCCCCACUGAGACGGUGCCAGCAGCCUAUUCUGUUCCCCAAGAACCCUCAGCCAGAGCUCACCACCAUCCACAACUCUGGAGCCGCUUUGGUGUGGAACCAAAGACAAGAGGAGGAGAAUGACCAAGAACAAGCCAACAAUGGGUUUCCCGACAACGGAGAGACAGAGCAGGAGGAGCAGGAGGCGCCACAGCCCUCCACCCCGUCGGGAAGCGCCAACUCUUCCACCGGCAGCCGAAGAAACCCACCCGGUGGCAAGUCCAGCCUCAUCCUGGGUUGAGAGACCUUUCUCCUCUUUGUUUUGUUUUUUUCUUUUCUCUUCAAUUUGAACACUUUUUUUUUUUUUUUGAAAGAUAGCCACCACCCCCCCACUCUCUGCCGUCACUCUCUUCCUCUUCAUCGAGCUGUCACCUCUGCGACGCAUGUCCUCCAAACGGUCAUGUCCGCCUCAUUGCUAACACCAACAUAACCUUUUCAUCCUUUUUUUCUAUUAAAAAAAACUGUUGAUAAAAGCACUUUACGUAUCUCUGUGCCCUCCUUCCCGCUCGUUGGAGCCCAUCCCGUGUAGUGCCGGGGGAAGGCAAGACAUUUAGCUCGUCUCCAUCUUGUUCGUCCAUGUUGUAAAUGCUGAAAAAAAAAAAGAAAAAACUGAAUUGUUGCGUGAAUUUCUAAAUACAAUAAAGAUUGAUAUGAAUUUG
Molecule: messenger RNA, 1092 nt
Organism: Hippocampus zosterae (dwarf seahorse)
Lineage: Eukaryota; Metazoa; Chordata; Actinopteri; Syngnathiformes; Syngnathidae
Product: jupiter microtubule associated homolog 1-like
Exons: 5
Coding region: 153-674 (173 amino acids)
Cellular component (GO): nucleus
Source: RefSeq, a predicted model, not a curated record